Mandrillus leucophaeus (drill) is the source of this 1906-nucleotide messenger RNA. It is a transcript of the gene SESN3, whose product is annotated as sestrin 3. Gene Ontology annotation, biological process: positive regulation of macroautophagy; regulation of response to reactive oxygen species; cellular response to L-leucine. Lineage: Eukaryota; Metazoa; Chordata; Mammalia; Primates; Cercopithecidae. The record is from RefSeq and is a predicted model, not a curated record. Gene Ontology annotation, cellular component: nucleus. The transcript is spliced from 9 exons. Gene Ontology annotation, molecular function: L-leucine binding; oxidoreductase activity, acting on peroxide as acceptor. Bases 547 to 1608 code for a protein of 353 amino acids.
AAACAGGUGAUGUCAUAAUGCAUAGUCCUGUGGCCACGGCCAUGGCCGGGUGGGGAGCUGGGCUCCAGUGAUCACUGCACAGCGCUCCAUGCCAGUAGGCGAUGCAAGUUAUCUCCGGGGCCCGGAGGACACGAGUGAGGACCGGGCACCAAUCAGGUUCUCGCUCUGCGCCUGCCUUUGUUCUCACUCGGGAGCAGGUUGCGAGCGUCUAGCAUCGGGAACCCGCAUUCGACUCCGACGCGCAUUGCUAGCCCCUUCGGGAGACCUGGCUCCCCUACCCGUCUGUCCCCCCACACUCGGUCAGCCUGCGCUUUCCCCAAUCAAGUCUGCCUUCUCUCCGCAGAACGUGGAAGCUAAAACCCUGACUCACCAUUCUAAGCUUUGGAAGAGGAUAAAAGAAUCAGAGUAUCUCAACCCUUGACAAGAGGACCAAGUGCCUUUAUUCCAGAGAAGGAAGUUGUCCAAGCAAACACAGUGGAUGAACGUACUAACUUUCUUGUGGAAGAAUACUCUACAUCCGGUCGUCUGGACAACAUCACACAGGUCAUGAGUUUGCACACUCAGUACCUGGAGUCUUUCUUGCGGAGCCAGUUUUACAUGUUGCGCAUGGAUGGUCCCCUUCCUCUACCAUACAGGCACUAUAUUGCAAUAAUGAAACUUGUCAAAACUGGAGAAAAUAAUUGGUCUCUGCCUGAACUGGUACAUGCUGUGGUCCUACUGGCACAUUAUCAUGCUUUGGCAAGCUUUGUUUUUGGUAGUGGUAUCAAUCCAGAGAGAGAUCCAGAAAUCUCCAAUGGAUUCACGCUAAUAUCAGUCAACAAUUUCUGCGUUUGUGAUCUUGCUAAUGACAACAACAUAGAGAAUGCAUCUCUUUCAGGCGGCAACUUUGGGAUUGUGGAUUCUCUAAGUGAGCUAGAGGCCUUAAUGGAAAGGAUGAAAAGACUUCAAGAAGAAAGGGAAGAUGAAGAGGCGUCUCAGGAAGAAAUGAGCACUCGUUUUGAAAAGGAGAAGAAAGAAAGUCUUUUUGUGGUCUCUGGAGAUACUUUUCAUUCAUUUCCUCAUUCAGAUUUUGAGGAUGACAUGAUUAUAACAUCUGAUGUCUCUCGAUACAUUGAAGACCCUGGUUUUGGUUAUGAAGACUUUGCGAGACGAGGAGAAGAGCAUUUGCCAACAUUCCGAGCUCAGGACUAUACCUGGGAAAAUCAUGGGUUCUCCCUGGUGAACAGACUUUAUUCUGACAUUGGACAUCUUCUUGAUGAAAAGUUUCGGAUGGUCUACAAUCUCACAUAUAACACUAUGGCCACCCAUGAGGAUGUUGACACAACCAUGCUGCGCAGAGCUUUAUUUAACUACGUUCACUGUAUGUUUGGAAUCAGGUAUGAUGACUAUGAUUAUGGAGAAGUUAAUCAAUUACUUGAAAGAAGCCUGAAGGUUUACAUUAAAACAGUGACCUGCUAUCCUGAGAGGACUACAAAACGCAUGUAUGAUAGUUACUGGCGGCAGUUCAAACACUCAGAAAAGGUUCAUGUCAAUCUACUUUUAAUGGAAGCACGAAUGCAAGCUGAACUUCUCUAUGCUCUUCGUGCCAUAACUCGGCAUUUGACCUGAAGUAUCACCCAAGGAAAAUGUCAUACAUGUGUAAAGACCUUUCACAUAAGAUAAAUAUCAGAAGCUAUUUGUGAUAUAACAUCAAAAAUUAUUCAGUUCUCUAAUGUCAAAGUUUAGCCGUUUGUUUUUUGUUUUUGUUUUUUGCGGCUGUAAUGUGCAAUGAUGUGUUUUAUUUUCCUUGAUGCUUAACAUUACUAACAAUUGCAAAAAUAAUACUGAGGAGCACUACUUUGCAUUGUUUAUAGUUGGAGUUUUGGAUACUGAUCAUAAAUCAUGAAUCUGGCUUAUUAAUGCUUAA